Messenger RNA from Xenopus tropicalis (tropical clawed frog), 2656 nucleotides. It is a transcript of the gene ddx27, whose product is annotated as DEAD-box helicase 27. Bases 131 to 2413 code for a protein of 760 amino acids. Gene Ontology annotation, cellular component: cytoplasm; nucleolus. Gene Ontology annotation, molecular function: nucleic acid binding; RNA helicase activity; nucleotide binding. The transcript is spliced from 21 exons. NCBI's taxonomy places the organism in Eukaryota, Metazoa, Chordata, Amphibia, Anura, Pipidae. The record is from RefSeq and is a predicted model, not a curated record.
UCGUCACUUCCGUCUACGCAUGCGCACUCCGGAAAAACCUCCAUGCGUGAUCCCUCACUAGUCAGAAGUAUAGGGAAAGGGCUGAACUGUGGGAAAGGAACCCCGGGACCCUGAGCGCUGAGGUGCAGCCAUGCUGGCGGAUCUGGAUCUGAUUGGGACCAUCCAGGAGGAGGAUGAGGGUCCGGAAGAAGCAGAAUCUGACGAGGAAGAGGAGGAGCAGAAAAUCGUCCUGGGCAAGAAAAAGAAGCAGCAGCAGAGCGGCCGCAGCGGCGACUUCAACGCAGACUUUGUGUUUGGCGAGCGGGACGGGCAGAGCGACGACAGCUGGGUAAUGGCCGACGUCAUGAAGCAACUGAAGAAGAGAGUGGCGACCAGUCUGGACGAGAAGAUCGAAACCGUUAGGAGAAAAAGGAAGAAUCAGGAAAAGGCGGAAAAAGCAAAAUUGGCAGAAAAAUCGGAGGAAGAAGUCAAGAGCGAGGAAGAGGAGUCAGAAAAAGAGGAGGAGCAAAAGGAAGAAGAAGAAGAAGAGGAGGAGAGUGAGGAUGAGUUUUCAUCUGAGGAAGAAAGUGUUUUAACUAAAGCAGACACCCUGAGAGUUAAAGAGAAGAAGAAGAAAAGGAAAGGUGCUGGGGACAGCUCCGGGUUUUUCGAGGAUGCGUCCCAGUACGACGAAAACCUGACGUUUCAGGAGAUGAAUCUCUCUCGCCCCCUCCUUAAGGCAAUAUCUGCAAUGAGCUUCACUCAACCCACGCCCAUCCAGAAGGCCUGUAUCCCCAUAGGGUUACUGGGAAAGGACAUCUGUGCUUGUGCUGCCACCGGGACAGGUAAAACGGCUGCUUUCAUGCUACCAGUCUUGGAGCGUCUGAUCUACAAACCGCGGGAGGCUCCGGUGACCCGUGUCCUGGUUCUGGUCCCGACCCGCGAGCUGGGAAUCCAGGUUCACGCAGUCAGCAGGCUGCUGGCCCAGUUUACAGAGGUCACGACGUGCCUUGCUGUGGGGGGGUUGGACGUGAAGACACAGGAGGCGGCGCUGCGUUCCGGUCCCGACGUUCUUAUUGCCACCCCUGGGAGACUGAUAGACCAUCUGCACAACUGCCCUUCCUUCAGCCUUGACUCCAUAGAGGUUCUUAUCCUGGACGAGGCAGACAGGAUGCUGGAUGAGUAUUUUGAGGAGCAAAUGAAAGAGAUCAUCCGACUGUGCUCCCAUCAGCGACAGACUCUGCUCUUCUCAGCCACAAUGUCGGAGGAGGUGAAAGACUUGGCUUCCGUGUCGCUCCGGAACCCCGUUCGUAUCUUCGUGAACAGUAACACCGACGUGGCCCCGUUCCUGCGCCAGGAGUUCGUCAGGAUCCGGCCGAAUCGAGAGGGCGACAGGGAGGCAGUUGCCUGCGCUCUCCUUACCCGCACCUUCCAGGAUCAUGUGAUGCUUUUCACUCAGACUAAGAAACAGGCUCACCGUAUGCACAUCCUGCUGGGGCUGAUGGGACUGCGCGUGGGGGAGCUGCAUGGCAACCUCUCUCAGACCCAGCGACUGGAGUCUCUCAGGCGAUUCAAGGAUGAGCAAAUCGAUAUUCUGGUGGCUACGGACGUGGCAGCUCGAGGUUUGGACAUUGACGGGGUUAAAACGGUAAUCAACCUUACAAUGCCGGGCACCGUUAAACAUUAUGUGCACAGAGUUGGCCGAACGGCUCGUGCCGGCAAGGCAGGUCGCUCUGUGUCCCUGGUGGGGGAGGAGGAGAGGAAGAUGCUGAAGGAGAUAGUGAAGAAGGCCCAGGCUCCGGUCAAGGCGAGAGUCAUCCCUCAAGAUGUGAUCUCCAAGUUCCGAGAGAAGAUCACAAAGUCGGAGAAAGAGAUCUACGCGGUGCUGCAACUGGAGAAGGAGGAGAAGGAGAUGCAGAUGUCGGAGGCUCAGAUCAGCGUGGCCAAGAAGAAGCUGCAGCCAGGGAAGGGGGAGGAGUCACACCCGGAGAGAAGCUGGUUCCAAACAAAGGAGGAGAGAAGGAAAGAGAAAUUAUCGCACGCCCUGCAGGAGUUUGACUUGGCUCUGCGGGGGAAAAAGAAGAGGAAGAAGUUCAUGGCAGACACUAAGAAGAAAGGAGAGCUGACGGCAGAGGAGCGCUCCCAGUUCGAGGUGCUGAAAGCCCAGAUGUACGCAGAGCGGGCGGCCAAGAGAGACCGUAAGCCAAAGAGAGCGCGGGCUAUACCGACGGAGGAGGAGCCAGCAGCUUCAAAUAUAAAAGCCAAGAAGCAGAAGAAAAACACGGUGUUUGACGAGGAGCUGACGAACACGAGUCGGAAAGCUCUGAAGAAGUUCCGGGCCGGCCCCUCGUUUGAAGACCGGAAGCGCCUGGGAAUCAAUCAGAGAAAGAAGGGGAGCAAUUUCAAGUCCAAAUCCCGGUAUCGAAGAAAGUGAUUGGUCGGUUGAAAAAAAGUCAUCUUUGGAUUGUGAAUGAAAGUCCAGAAGAUACUGGGAGAAUAUCUUGGGGGAGAAGGACUCAGAUCCCGCUGCAUUGCAGUGAUAUGGAUCCACAUGUGCCUCGUGUGAUACAGAACCACCUCCCUUUGCAACCCGUAUGGACUGGACCUGUUUUAUGUUGCCAUAACAACAUCCUCUCUGUGGGAGGGGCUGAACAAUUAAACAUGUUUUGUUACUUUU